GAACAACUUUCACGCUCCCAUACGCACGCACAGUCGCAGAGAUUGCGAAAGCUGAGAGCCAGAGAGAAGAGCGAGGCAGCGAGGCGGAGAGCCAGGAGAGGCAGUGAAGUGUGGCCAAACUCGCCUUUUUCUUGCCUUCUUCUCCUUCCUCGUCAUUUUCUUCAUCUUCCGCCGCGCUCGCUCUGCUCCGCCGCCGUGCAUUCCCUGCCUGCGGCGCACCUCUGCUCGAGCUUUCGCGGCUGUUCUUCUCUCAGGGAGGCCGGGAAAUGGAGCUGAUCCAGGAAGCGUACUGCCUCCAGGCUUUCGGCUUCGUGUAGAGCCUUCCACCGAGCGCCUCCUCUCGUUCGAGUUGUCGGCGCUCUCUCUCUCUCUCGCUGAGUUUUUUUUCUUUCCCCCCCCUUCCCUCCGAGAGCUGGGCUUAUGGCUUACCGGAGACUGAUCGCCGUGAGCCUGGAUCCCGAACGGAAGAGGAGCGGCGGACUGAGGACGAAGCAGGCCGGGAGAGGAUCGUGUCGCGGGAGUUAGGCCCGUCGCCCCCCCCGCGGAAAUGCGCAGUCGCCACCGCCAGCACGGAUAGUUUCGUUCGCGUGUCCUUUUCCCUCUCCUCUUUGCCCUAGGUGUGCCGGUGCAUGGUUGUCGUGGAUUUGUCGACUUUGCGUUAUUGCGAGUUUCUCGAGUUCGGAGGCUUUUUUUCCCCCUAUUUUUGAGGGGCUCGAGGCGAUGGGCUACCUAUUGAAAGAGGCUCUGAAGACCUUGUGCGGCGUGAAUCAGUGGUCGUACGCCGUGUUCUGGAAGAUCGGCCACCAAAAUCCCAAGCUGUUGAUUUGGGAAGAGUGUUACUACGAGCCCAUGACAUUUUCUCUUCCUCCCCAAGUUUCUGGCUCUGGUCCUUCUGAAGCGCCACCUGGUGGUUGGGAAGCUAAAGAUAGAGUUCAAAUGCUUAUUGAAAGAAUGAUGACCAAAGCUCAAAUUAGUGUCGUCGGUGAAGGAAUAAUUGGCCGGGCUGCAUUCACAGGAGAUCAUGAAUGGAUUGUUUCAACAAGUUACGGUGGACAUGCCCAUCCACCUGAGGUUGUAAACGAGGUCCAUCACCAAUUCUCUGCUGGCAUACAGACAGUUGCAGUUAUUCCUGUUCCACUUCAUGGUGUUGUGCAACUUGGCUCUUCCAUAGCUAUCAUGGAGCACAUGGGGUUUGUAAAUGAUGUAAAGAGCUUGAUCCUGCAAGUGGCCUUCAUCCCUGGUGCUCUAUUUUCUAGCAGUUCUGCUGGAAAAGCUGGAAUGUUAGGCUAUCCUGGAAGCCUCACUGCUGCUGCUCCUGGCAAUUGUCAAGUGAUUGGCUCGGAAUCUUUGAUGACAAAAAGCUGCAAAGAUACGAGCAACUCUUCUCGCACUGCAGGGUUUGUUGGACAAUCUUCUCCACUAAUUACUAACACGGUGGAUAAUCUGCAGCCUGCUGCAUCUACAUUACUUACACUUGAAAAGGCCACGUCCCUAGCUGAACUCUGUAGUCACCCCUCCAAAUCUAGUCGUGCAUCGCUCAUGAAGACUAGCCUUUCUCCGAGGCGUGGAGUAGAUUCGGGGCUAGCCAGAGCUGAAGUUAUUCCUGCAAAUCUUGAUGUGUGGCUGAAUCAGCAUGCCGUUGCUUGCAAUUUGGGGAAUGACAAUAGAGGUCAAACUGCUUUGGGUCCAACAGAUGGUACAUGGAGCUUCUUCGAGCCUAUCAAGAAGAAGGUAUCAGCGGGUGUUGUGCUUGAGAAACCUGAGAAUAAAUGGACUAGUUUUAUAAAUAGCACUGUCACAGCUCAACCUGGAAGAAAUCAAUGUUCAAUCAUCAACCCGUGCAAAACUUCUGAUGCCACUCAGUUUCAUCAAAACGCUAAGCUGCUUCAUGGAGUAACUCGUCCUCCUAGAUCAAUUUCUGUUUCGUGCUCUCUUUCUGAAUCUGUCUCUAGGAACUUGGUUGCAAAUGCAUCAUUUCACGAUGCUGAUUGUACUAAAUUAGAGGGCAUUCCACUGUUUAAUUUGUCUGAACAAUUGCUUUCUGGAGCCUCUGGUCAGAGAAAUCAUCUAAUGAGCACAAAGCGUGGUCAGACUGAAUUGCCUUCUAAGAAACAGAGGGUGGUUGAUAAUUUUUCCCGACAAGUCAUGCCACCAGACUAUUCAGAUAUAUCUUUGAUCGAGCAGAAGCCUGAGUGGGCUCUUUCUUCUGAGAAGCUUGAGGGUGGAAGUCAAAAAGUGAUUUCCUCAUGUGACACGUAUGAAAAUGCGUCUGUCCAACAAUUAGUAAGGAAUGAUCUUUUUGAUAUUUUGGGUGCAGACAUGACGGAUAAUAUAAUUGAUGGUAACUUAGAAAGUUUGCUGACUGAUGGGCCCUAUUUUGAUGCACAUAAGUCAGGUGCAGAAGCUUCGUCUGUUGUGAACUUGCAGGAAACACAGACAGAUCUAGGUUCACUUAGUGAAGGUGUCUCAGAAAGCGGAAUCUUCUCCAUGACAGCUGUUGAUAAUCUUUUAGAUGCUGUUGUUUCUGGGACUCGCCCUACUUCAAAGCCAAUCUCUGAUGACAAUAUUUCAUGUAGGACAUCAGUGACAAGAAUCAGUAGCUCCUCUGUUCCCAGUAGCUCUUCCUUGAAUAAAAAUUUCAAUAUGCUAAAUCAAGAGCACAAGGACUUCUGUGGCAUUCAGAAGUCUCUUGUAAAGGCUGGAGUGUCUGAUUCUGGUUCUUUAAGGUCUGGCUGUAGCAAGAAUGGAGUGGAGAUGUGCUCUGUGAGUAACUCCUUUUAUGGAUCACAUAUUAGCUCUUGGGUUGACCAAGGUCACGGUAUAAAACAAGAUGAUAAUGUUUCGACUGGGUAUUCCAAAAGGCAGGAUGGGAUGAUCAAAUCAAAUCGGAAGAGGCUAAAACCUGGUGAAAAUCCAAGACCAAGGCCAAAAGACCGGCAGAUGAUCCAAGAUCGGGUGAAAGAGCUGCGUGAAAUUGUGCCGAAUGGAGCAAAAUGUAGCAUUGAUGCGCUGUUAGAACGUACUAUCAAGCAUAUGUUGUUCUUACAAAGUGUUUCAAAGCAUGCGGACAAGCUAAAACAAAUUGGGGGAUCGAAAAUCAUCAAUGAGGAAGGUAGAAUUCUCUUGAAAGACAAUUUUGAGCGAGGAGCGACUUGGGCGUACGAAAUUGGUUCACAGUCAAUGGUCCACCCCAUCAUAGUUGAGGACCUGAAUCCACCCCGUCAAAUGACUGUGGAGAUGCUUUGUGAGGAGCGAGGUUUCUUUUUAGAAAUAGCUGACAUGAUAAGAGGAUUAGGAUUGACCAUCUUGAAGGGGGUAAUGGAAACUCGCAGCGACAGGAUCUGGGCUCGUUUUGCUGUAGAGGCUGACAGGGAUGUUACGAGGGUGGAGAUAUUUAUGUCACUAGUACGCCUUCUCGAGGAAACCAUAGAGAGCAGUCCAUUGGUCGCUAAUUCCAUUGAUGGAAAAACACCGAUGGUGUGCCAGCCCCUCACACGAGCAACCUCCAUACCUGCGACAGGCGGUCACAACGUUUUGCAGUGAAAGCCUUGCCUUGCCCUCGAUUUGCCUCCUCCUGGAUAUGUUGAGAGCGAGCCUUGGUGUGGCUUGCUAUGACUGACAGACUCCAGUCUCAAAUCGUCAGUUGGUUCUGACCUUGAGGAGGUUGUCGCGGCCUCUCGAAUCACGUCUCCCCAUCAGAGAAUCGGUUCCGUGAUGAUAGGAGCUCUAUCCAGAGCGAUCAAUCGAUGUUUUGAUGAUGUGCAAAUUUAGCCAAGAUAAGCCCGCGAGCUUUUUCCUAAACCUGUGGAUUUGUGGGAGGUUUGAGGAAUGAAAGAGUCGUGUUCCGAGAUGUAUAGAGAACGGGUACUGUGACCGGUCAA
Eucalyptus grandis is the source of this 3881-nucleotide messenger RNA. RefSeq names its product transcription factor LHW. The record is from RefSeq and is a predicted model, not a curated record. The transcript has 10 exons. NCBI's taxonomy places the organism in Eukaryota, Viridiplantae, Streptophyta, Magnoliopsida, Myrtales, Myrtaceae. Gene Ontology annotation, biological process: regulation of DNA-templated transcription. Bases 721 to 3543 code for a protein of 940 amino acids. Gene Ontology annotation, molecular function: DNA-binding transcription factor activity; protein dimerization activity.